AUGGUUGCAUUUAUCUUUAGGAUAAUCCAACAGAACCCAUCGAACCGGCUUGCAAAGGUCACACUAUAUCACAGCAUCUCCCAAACCAGACCAAGUAUGCCGGGCAUCCAAAUCCAAGACUUCAAGGUCGAUAUCCCAGCAGCGGAAGUUGAACGACUGCAACGCAAGCUCCGAGACACGAGGCUUCCUGGCAAGCCUGUUGUCCCGGAUGCUGGUCCAAACUAUGGCCCUGAGUACCAAUGGGCGGAGAACCUGUACAAUGCUUGGACGACCGAUUUCAAUUGGUACGAUGUGCAGGAGGAGAUGAACCAAGUGCCUCAUCACAUCGCCACCAUCGAGGACCUCCAAAUUCACUUCGUUCAUGCCCGGUCAGACCGCCUAAAGGCAAUUCCACUGCUUGCCGUCCAUGGCUGGCCUGGAUCCUUUUGGGAGUUUAGCCAAGUAUGGGGACCAUUGUCUAACCCAACCGACCCGAACGACCCGGCUUUCCACGUCGUCGCGCCCAGCAUGCCGGGCUUCUGCUGGUCCUCUUGGCCGCCGCGGUCGGGAUGGAAGCUACAAGACAACGCUCGCGUCUUCGACAAACUCAUGAAGGGGCUUGGGUACAAUGAGUACAUGGUCCAGUGCGGCGACUGGGGUCAUUUCGUCGGACGCGAGCUGGGUUCCAAGUACACCGACUCUUGCAAGCUUGUGCACUGCAACUUCGCGCCCAGUCCCAUGCCAGAUGGUGCGGAAUACACUGAUCGCGAAAAGAGGGUUGCCGAGCGCGGUGAAGACUGGCUUCAGAAUCACAUAGGCUAUGCUGUCGCCAUGAGAACUCGGCCUCAUACGAUUGGCAUAGCGUUGCAUGAUAAUCCCAUGGGUACCCUCAUGUGGGUGGGCGAGAAGUACAACGAGGCCGCGAACCCUGAGAAUCAAGCCAAACCGUUUUGGACAAAGGCGAUCUUAACGACGGUAUCGCUUUAUUUCUUCACCGGCUGCAUCUUGCCUUCAAUGCUGCCUUACUACGAAAGCCCAUCCCACGAGGACUUUAAUGAGUUUGUCAUGCAAGAGGAAAACCGCAUUCGAGUUCCCUUUGGGUACACGUCUUUCCUCUUUGACACUGAGCCGGCAUCAAGACGGGCGGUUGAGCGGACGGGCGACUUGGUAUUCUACAGAGGUAUGAGACCAGGGCUGGUUGACUGA
Messenger RNA from Colletotrichum higginsianum IMI 349063, 1185 nucleotides. RefSeq names its product Epoxide hydrolase. Gene Ontology annotation, biological process: epoxide metabolic process. NCBI's taxonomy places the organism in Eukaryota, Fungi, Ascomycota, Sordariomycetes, Glomerellales, Glomerellaceae. The transcript has 3 exons. Gene Ontology annotation, molecular function: epoxide hydrolase activity. The coding region runs from base 1 to 1185 and encodes 394 amino acids. The record is from RefSeq and is a predicted model, not a curated record.